AUGUAUCAGGGACGCCUAACCUACGCUUUAGAUCAAACCUUUGAAAGUGUUGAGCUCUAUCGCCCGAUCAUGACUUUCUUCCCUGUUGUACUCUUUGUGGUCGUGGCGGUGACCGAGUGGGUGUCCGACGUACUCUGCAUUCACUCGGUCAUGCUCCGACUUCUCGACUCCACUCAUGCAUGUCAAGACUCCACGGACGAGAGGGAAGAUUUUAAAAGUGGUGGUGGCAUGUUCGCUGCCAAAAUUGCCGCAAAAACUCGACUCGCACCGAGCCCAAUGAGAGUGUGGUGGCGUUCCACUUUAGCCUCUCCAGAACAGGAGGGCCGUCGAGACAGUUUCAGCAUGGCCGUCGAUUUGCUCUCCCGUCUUGAAAAACGCCCCCUCGACUCCUCCCUCGCCGCCUCCUCUGCCUGCACCGCCUCGCCGCCCUUGCCACCACUGCCUACGACAACGACAGGAACGUCUUUGUGGAGUAGCUCUUCCGCCUGUCCUCCGCCCUCCAAAAGCGCCAAAUUUGAUGCCUCCGCAACCAUCACCGACACUGCCGCCUCCACCUUCUUUGUGCCAAUCGCAGCCAACGAUCUGCAACUCCUCACCGAGCCAAGCAUGGCCAAUUACGUGACCGAUGCGGCGACUGAGGAUCAGCUGGUGCGGGAGCAGUACUCGCCCACACAACAGUCGGUGCUGUUCGUUUACUUCUCCCCUUUUCUCCGCCUCCUUUCUGUGCUCUGCUCUACCCUCUGUCGCGCUGGUCCCCUCGCAGUAGGCGAGAUGAAGGCACUCAACAAUCAACAUUUUGGGGGUCGAACAGAGACAAUUACGCCUGGUAUUUUGGGUCCGCUUUGUGUAAGAGACGGCCAACCACCCCGUACGCCAACCCUCAUCAAUUCGCUGGGUUGGGCUCGCUGUCUCCCCAAUUCCCGAGGCGGCAGUUUGAUUGAUGUGGCGACUUGCGUUGCAUUGCUUUGCUUUGCCUUGCCUCGCCUCGCCAUCUCAUGCUAG
Echinococcus granulosus is the source of this 1002-nucleotide messenger RNA. RefSeq lists its product as hypothetical. The record is from RefSeq and is a predicted model, not a curated record. Lineage: Eukaryota; Metazoa; Platyhelminthes; Cestoda; Cyclophyllidea; Taeniidae. The transcript has 5 exons. The coding region runs from base 1 to 1002 and encodes 333 amino acids.